AUGUUUCAAGAAAAUAUUUCCAUAAUUAAUAAAAUCCAUCUUUUGGGAUUCCAUAGCUCACAAUAUCUGAAUUACUUAUUAUUUUCUAUCCUCCUUCUGGUCUUCUGUUUGACGUUAUGUGAAAAUCUCCUUUUGGUGACUUUGGUGAAAUACAGCAGUGAUCUCCACCGGCCCAUGUACUUUUUCCUGACACAGUUGUCCAUUGCGGACCUCUUACUGACCAUAGAUAUUGUCCCAAUAUUACUCCACAUUCUACUUCAUAAAGUUGGGACUAUUUCUUUUACAACCUGCCUUACACAAUUUUAUAUAUUCGCCUGCUCUGAAUGUUCGGAAUGUCUCCUCCUGACAGUGAUGUCCUAUGACAGAUUCUUGGCCAUCUGUAACCCUUUACGUUAUACCACCAUCAUGAAUCAUAGUUUAUGUCUGAAGAUGGUCGCCAUGAAUUGGUUAGUGAGUUUCUCAAUCUCUUUGGUUGAAAUGGUAUCGAUAUCCAUGUUAGAAUAUUGUGGACCAGAUACUAUUAACCACUUCUUCUGUGACCUGCUUCCAAUACUUGAACUAUCAUGCUCAGAUAUCAAUGGUUUCCAGGUGGAGAUUAUCUUAAUAGCUGUACUUGUUCUUAUGUUCCCCUUUAUAGUGGUCAUUAUAUCCUAUAGUUGUAUCGUCUAUGUCAUCCUAAAGAUUCCUUCAGCUACCGGUAGACAGAAAGCCUUCUCCACCUGUAGCUCCCACCUCAUUGUGGUCUCCAUAUUCUAUGGGACGUUAUUUGGUGUUUAUGUUCUCAAAGGGCAAUCACUGAAGGUAUCAAAGCUCUUGUCAUUGCUGUACACCGUUGGGACGCCACUGGUAAAUCCUGUAAUAUACAGUCUAAGGAACACACAAAUCAUCAAAACAUUUAAGACCUUUAAAAAUCAUGUCCUUUGCAUUUGUCAUGAUAGGGCAUCUACUUAA
Messenger RNA from Hyla sarda, 951 nucleotides. RefSeq names its product olfactory receptor 6B1-like. Gene Ontology annotation, cellular component: membrane. The coding region runs from base 1 to 951 and encodes 316 amino acids. NCBI's taxonomy places the organism in Eukaryota, Metazoa, Chordata, Amphibia, Anura, Hylidae. Gene Ontology annotation, molecular function: olfactory receptor activity; G protein-coupled receptor activity. The record is from RefSeq and is a predicted model, not a curated record. The transcript has a single exon. Gene Ontology annotation, biological process: G protein-coupled receptor signaling pathway.